CCGCUCCUCCUCCGGGCCUCCCGUUCUACGCGAGCCCCCGGCUUCGCUCGCGGCCUAGCUCCGGAUUCUGGCUCUGGGCUAACCAUGGCGAGGCCGUCGGUGCCCAGCUCUCAGAAGGCGCUGCUGCUGGAGCUGAAGGGGCUUCAAGAGGAGCCCGUGGAGGGCUUCCGAGUCAGCCUGGUGGACGAAGGGGACCUCUACAACUGGGAGGUGGCCAUCUUCGGGCCCCCAAACACUCACUACGAAGGCGGAUACUUCAAGGCUCGUCUCAGGUUCCCCAUUGACUACCCUUACUCACCGCCUGCCUUUAGGUUCCUGACCAAAAUGUGGCACCCAAACAUAUACGAAACAGGAGACGUUUGCAUUUCCAUUCUACAUCCUCCGGUGGAUGACCCACAGAGCGGAGAACUACCUUCAGAGAGGUGGAAUCCCACCCAAAAUGUCAGAACAAUUCUCCUCAGCGUGAUCUCGCUACUCAACGAACCAAACACGUUCUCUCCGGCUAACGUAGAUGCUUCUGUCAUGUACCGGAAGUGGAAGGAAAGUAAAGGGAAGGAUCAAGAAUACACAGACAUCAUCAGGAAGCAGGUCCUGGGCACCAAGGCCGAUGCCGAGCGGGACGGAGUCAAGGUCCCCACGACGCUGGCGGAGUACUGCGUCAAGACCAAGACCCCGGCGCCGGACGAAGGCUCCGACCUUUUCUACGAUGACUACUACGAGGACGACGAGAUGGACGACGAGGUGGACAGCUGCUACGGCGACGAGGACGAUUCCGGCAACGAGGAGUCUUGACGGGGGACCCCCUUCCUCACUCCUUCCGCCCUCUCCCUCUUUUUCUCCCCCUCUGCCCCCUCUCCCUUCCGCCGCUGCCUCCUCCUGCUGCUCCCGAUAGUAGCAAUAAACUAUCUGACUCUUUUACUUGAACCCAGGAUGGAUCCGGCUGAGACUUUGGAACCCCUGUUUGGCCCUGAGACAAAACAAAACACAAAAAAAGAGAGAACUCUACCUCAAAAGGGGGACUUGGUUUCUGCUUGGAGUAGCUGGGAAAGGGGUGGGGGGGUGGGAGGUACGCUAUUUCGUUUUUUUAAAAGGUGGGGUGAUAGAUCGACAAUUUGGCUUCGCGCGCUCCGUAGUUUGGCUUUUGUUUUUAGGAGGGGAAAUAGCAGGGCAUCUCGGGAGGGCAAGGGGAGCAGCUCGGGUGAAUCCGCCGCACCGUUAUUUCCCAGCGGUUCGAUUCUCGAUAGCAUUAAGGCGACGGCAGACAGGAGACCGCCGGUCCGUCGAGGAACCAGACGCAGCGUCGGCUGUGAGGUUUUUGAGUGCGUUUGCUUUCUUCUUUUUUCUUUUUAACAAAUAUUCAUUAGACCACAAUACUUUUUACUGAGAGUCGCCUCAAUGCGGAGCGAAGAAGGUAAGGGGUUCGCAAGCAUGUUCACCGUACUAUUCACUGGACUCUACAGAACCACUCCUGGGGAUUGCGAUGGUGGUGGUGGGUCGUCCUCCUUAGGUCCGGAGUUCAAAUUCCCCUUGUAGUCACUGGCAGGGGGGCAAACCUGCUUUGCUCACCAUCCUUCCACAUUUCUGUCCCCACAACGGAGAGGUUGCAUUCCUAAUUUCUCUGGGGCAAAGCGGGGGGAAAGUAUUUGCACCUCAGCUCUCUGUGUGCGUGUGCUUUUUAAACCGGGGAGCGGGAACCUAUUAGAAAGAAGUGGAGAGAUCAUCGGCAGAAAAUGGUGACUUUUGUGGAAUCGGUAGAGGAAAGGUGGGCUUUUUUUAAAGUAAACAAGAGAUUUGUUUGGGGUCUUUUUCCUUUGUGGUUUUGUUCUGUGUUCGGGAGGGGGGUUUGGAGGUUUAUUUUUCUCCCUCCUGGUUUUGAAUAUUUAAUAAAAGGACUUUGAAAGGAA
Molecule: messenger RNA, 1904 nt
Organism: Sceloporus undulatus (fence lizard)
Lineage: Eukaryota; Metazoa; Chordata; Lepidosauria; Squamata; Phrynosomatidae
Gene: CDC34
Product: cell division cycle 34, ubiqiutin conjugating enzyme
Exons: 5
Coding region: 85-792 (235 amino acids)
Biological process (GO): protein polyubiquitination; ubiquitin-dependent protein catabolic process
Molecular function (GO): ubiquitin conjugating enzyme activity
Source: RefSeq, a predicted model, not a curated record